AUGAAUGGAUCAAUAUCCAUUAUAUUACCCAUGCCAACAAUAAUCCUUCAAUUUCCUGUUGCUCAUCAACAAAAUAAUCAAUUCAAUAUUCCAUGUGUUCAUUGUGGACAAUACAAUCAAUUACAAACAAAUGAUAAGAAAGAAGAAAAGGACGAUGUGAUGCAUAUUAAAGAAGAAAAAUCUGAUAUUAAAGAAGAAAAACCUGAUAUUAAAGAAGACAAACUUAAUUUUGAUUUUAAAAUGGAUGAAUAUAUCUGCCAUAAAGAUCCAAAUCUUUAUACAAAUAUGUUUUCGCCUAUUUCAAUUGCAGAAUCGGAAGAUGUAGAAAAUAAACAAUUAUCUUUUUCCGAAGACCAGGACGUAAAUCUUGAUGUUAUUUUAAAAAAAUGCUUCAAUGAUAUUUCUGAAAUCGUGCAAUAUUUAAAAGAAGAUAUUAUAUUAAACAAUUAG
Molecule: messenger RNA, 450 nt
Organism: Rotaria sordida
Lineage: Eukaryota; Metazoa; Rotifera; Eurotatoria; Philodinida; Philodinidae
Source: the annotation of a GenBank genome assembly